UGGAGGGUGUGAGAACGCGAGUUACAACACAGAUCAAACAUAAAGACACAUCGCUUCCCUGCUGACGCCGUCUCCAGACAAGAAAACACACACAGACGUUUUGUCCCCGAGCUACUGAGCGGUAAAGCAUGGUACUCUACGAAGACAAGGAAUGCAGCGUGUGCUUCCUGCCCUACUCCCGGCAGGACCGCGUUCCCCGGGUCCUGCACUGCGAGCACACCUUCUGCGCUCCUUGCCUGGAGCUCAUAGCCCAGCUCAAGGACGGCCUCCUUACCGUGCGCUGCCCGCUCUGCCGGCAGACAACCUACGUGAACCCUGACCGAGGUCUUCAGGGAGCGCUGUGGGUAGAUGUUGAGCGAUGGGAGCAGAUCUCUGAGGAUGAUGACGAAGAGGAGGAGAAGGAAGCUGAACAGGAGAAUCAGGGCAAAAAAACACAACUUGCUUCAACAGAGGAAUGGCCAUCCUCCAAGCCUUCCAGACCAAAGAUCAAACUGCCUGCCUUCUUGAGGAGGCUACAUUUCACAAAGCACCAGCAGCAGGAAACACUGCUGCCCACGUCUAAUGUACAGAUGAAGUCUUGGCGCAGGCUCUCACCAGAAGAAAUGAUUUAGGGGACUUGCUAGGAGAACAUUCCCUGCCUUGAUCUUAAACUUUUCAAUAAGUCUUCAGUUUUAUACAAGUGUGCGUCGGACAGUAUUAUGGGACCUCCUGGGGGGGAAACCAGAACGUAGGAGGCUGGAUGUAAAAGAUGCCGUGCAGUGGAAAAUAAUCGCGUUAGACUGGCCUUUGUUGCAACACUUGAGGAACAAUCACAUGGUGCACAGACUCCGGCUACGAGGACGUGGCCGUCAGCUAUUCUCUCCACCCUAAUCCCUCACAGCUGCUCAUGGGGGAUUUGGCUCAGCUGUCCUGACCCAGUGUCCCACAAACAGAUGGUCUCCAGCAGGUCAGGGCCCCCCUUGACCUCCUGCCCUUCUGAAACUAGGGGCACAAUCACCCUGUGUCCAGACCUGUCAUUUUUUAAAUGUGCUUUUGUAUAUAAUUUUUCAAUGUUUCUAAUAA
This is a messenger RNA of Scleropages formosus (Asian bonytongue), 1062 nucleotides long. Its product is annotated as RING finger protein 223. The record is from RefSeq and is a predicted model, not a curated record. Lineage: Eukaryota; Metazoa; Chordata; Actinopteri; Osteoglossiformes; Osteoglossidae. Gene Ontology annotation, molecular function: ubiquitin protein ligase activity. The coding region runs from base 129 to 611 and encodes 160 amino acids. The transcript has 4 exons. Gene Ontology annotation, biological process: protein ubiquitination.